AUUUCCCACAGCGGAAAGUCUGUCUGAGUUCUGAAAGUGUCACUCACUUCAACCGACUAUACAUAUAGCGGGUUUUGUGCUUUCUUCCGUCCCCACGAGUUUUGUACUUCCCGCAAAUAUUAUACAUAUCUCUCUCUCCCAUCCCCGAGCUCUUCUCCUUUCAGAAGUAGAGAAAAAUGGCUUCAGUAUCGUACUCGGCCGCCAUUUUCGCACCUCCGACUUCUCUCAAUAGAGCUCUUUUUCUCUCUCCUCAGAACUCGCAUUUCUCGUUGCUUCCUAAGACUUGCUCAUGUAGGGUUAGUAUCAAGUGCAGUUAUGCAGAAGCAGGUGUGAAGGAGGAUUCUAACUCAGCGACAAUAGAUGUUAUGGCUGAUAUUAAAACUGAGCGAAUUGUGGUGUUAGGAGGAAGUGGUUUUGUUGGUUCUGCAAUAUGCAAGGCUGCAGUAUCCAAGGGUAUAGAAGUCAUAAGCCUAAGCAGGUCGGGUCGUCCUUCUUACUCAGGUUCAUGGGUAGAUCAGGUUACUUGGAUGUCAGGAGAUGUUUUCUACGUGAACUGGGAUGAAGUACUUGUUGGGGCUACGGCAGUUGUUUCAACCCUCGGAGGUUUUGGUAGCGAGGAGCAGAUGCAAAGGAUUAAUGGCGAGGCGAAUGUUGUGGCAGUAAGGGCUGCCAAGGACUUUGGUGUUCCUAAGUUCAUCCUGAUCUCGGUGCAUGAUUAUAAUCUACCAUCAUUUUUACUUCAAUCUGGAUACUUCACCGGAAAGAGGAAAGCCGAAUUAGAGGUUCUCUCCAAAUAUCCAAAUUCUGGUGUUGUGCUAAGGCCAGGUUUUAUAUAUGGGAAGAGGAGAGUGGAUGGCUUUGAGAUCCCUCUGGAUUUGAUAGGGAAACCAUUGGAGCGAUUUCUGAGUGCUACCGAAAACUUCUCAAAACCUCUGAGUUCUCUCCCUGCAUCUGAUUUACUUCUCGCCCCGCCUGUUAGUGUCGAUGAUGUUGCAUAUGCAGUAGUAAAUGCAGUCGGAGAUGACGAUUUCUUUGGCACUUUCACCAUUGAGCAAAUCAAGGAAGCCGCUGCCGCCACGAAGGUCUGAACAACUAACUGUAGCCUACAGAAUUUAUCAUGGUGCCUAUCAUUUUGGGGGAAGGGAUUGAUGAUGGGGUUGACCUCACUGCCAGCAAGGUGCCUACUUAGGGAUGCCAUGGAAAGUUGUAUUUGUGUUUUUCUUUGAAAGAUGGCUUUCUGCCUUGGUCCAGUUUUAAUGUUACAGCGACAGUACUUCAUAAUCAUGCAAUUUACCAGCUAAGUACUAUAAUAAUAAAAACUACAUCACUAAAAUUUGUGCC
Molecule: messenger RNA, 1341 nt
Organism: Ilex paraguariensis (yerba mate)
Lineage: Eukaryota; Viridiplantae; Streptophyta; Magnoliopsida; Aquifoliales; Aquifoliaceae
Source: the annotation of a GenBank genome assembly